Molecule: messenger RNA, 366 nt
Organism: Rotaria sordida
Lineage: Eukaryota; Metazoa; Rotifera; Eurotatoria; Philodinida; Philodinidae
Source: the annotation of a GenBank genome assembly
AUGUCGAAAUUUAUUUUAUUUGGUCUCUUGUUCACAUUCAUAAUUAGUAUAUCGGCAGAUUCAUGUUUAUAUGGUAAUGUUCCAGGAAAAGUAUGUGGACUUUAUCCGUUGACAUAUUGUUGUCCAAUGAACGCAGAAUGUGGUUCAUAUACAAGUAGAACUUGUGAUAGAAACUCAAAUGGACCAGGAAUUAUUGGUAUAAUAUUUUUUGUUGUAAUUGGUCUAUUCAUUUUUAUAAUGGUUCUCAGAGCUUGCAUUGUAUGUUGUUCAUCAAGAAAGGGUUAUUAUUCAUUACCAUCGUCUGAUUCAACAAAUCUAGCCAGAUCAGGAGCGGUUGUUUGUACAGUAGCUGCAAGUCAUUGUUAG